AUGGGUGCAACAGUGGCUCUUUUCUGCUUAUCCCUUGUAUUAUCAAUAAUUGGAUCCAAUGCCGCUGGGGAGUUAAGUGUUCUGCAUAGCCCAGAUUCCUUAAAAUUUUCGGGAUCUGCCAAAGUUUUGGAGAGUCUGCUGAAAGAAAUAUUCUCAGCAUCUUUUGGCCUAUCCGUUGAAGAGAACUCUGAUUGGAAUGGAUUAUCAAUUGUGGAUCCAUUUAACACACCAGAAGCAAUUGUAGAAGUUUAUAUAGAAGGUGUAUCUAGCCUUGGAAGUGCCGCUGGUUUGAAAGCAAAAACUUACCCUCUUGUAGUAGAUGAAUAUGAACCUGACACAUAUGAUGCUAUGCAGCAUAGAAUUAAGCAGCGCUUUACAAAUGGUGGCAACAUUGUAACAGAUGUUAAGUUAUCUGAGCCUGGGGAGUUUCAGUCAUACUUUGGUAUUUUUGGUGAAAUAAUACCAGCCAAAGUUUCCAAGCAAUCACUGCAGCACUUGAAACCCAGUGUUGAAGAGGACUACCAAUUUCUGGCUGAAUUAGAAGCACUGAAAGCAUUCAUCAAUAAGGUUAGAGCUGGAGCAAUCUCCGCUGACAACAUUGUAGAUUUUUACGUCUUCAGUUUCCGCUCCCUCCAUGCCUUGUCUGAUUACCAUGGACCCAACUCUUUACAAACAAAGGAGGCUAAAAAGCUUCUAGGAGAAGCUCUGCAAGAUCUAAGCAACGCUUUCAAAAAAGCCUACGACGGCUCUGUGUUAGUAACAGUGGUGACCACAGAUGUAGCACACACUCGCCGUGCCGUUCGUGCUGCCCCCAAUCCGCCCGAAAUGAGAGACGAGGUAGUUCAAGAUGACGCUUACUCUGCGGACUAUGCGGCCAUUUUCAACAUUAUACUAUGGUUCGGUGUAAUUUUUACUUUCACACUAGUUGCUAUUGUGUACGCAAUCAUGGAUAUGGAUCCCGGCAGGGAUUCCAUUAUCUACCGAAUGACCAAUACUAGGAUGAAGAAGGAUAAUUAA
Messenger RNA from Parnassius mnemosyne (clouded apollo), 1017 nucleotides. Lineage: Eukaryota; Metazoa; Arthropoda; Insecta; Lepidoptera; Papilionidae. The record is from the annotation of a GenBank genome assembly.